This is a messenger RNA of Cylindrotheca closterium, 360 nucleotides long. The record is from the annotation of a GenBank genome assembly. Lineage: Eukaryota; Bacillariophyta; Bacillariophyceae; Bacillariales; Bacillariaceae.
AUGUCGGGUGUCAAUUAUACGGCCCAAAAAGUGAAACAGCCCAAGGCAGCACUUGACUCUAAUUCCUUGUCAGAUAGGGCAGAAGAAGAAGCGGAAGCAUCCAGUGCCCGUGCGCAGGAAGUGGAUGCUAAAAUCAAAGAGAACACUGUAUCAAAAACUCCAAUUACCAUGGAAACUCUGGCUGAGGGUGAUGCUGUGGAAAAAUCCAGUUUAGAUGCGGGAAAUCUACUAAAUAAAGCGCUGGCAGCAUCAGAUGAAGCAGACCAAUUGUUGCAACAGGCGGAGGAAGCUUUGGAAAAGAGUGAAGCUACACUAGAAAAACAUUUAAUUGAUUUUCCAGACUCAACCCUAGCAGAAUAA